GCACAAAUUAAAUACAAUUCAUUGCUAAAUGUUGCAAAUAUCGUUUCUUAUGUGUAUUUCUACGAGAUAUACAGAAAUUACUACUUCUACAAGUUUUUUGGUCAGAGAGAGAGUGGUAGCUGGAAGUCAUUUUAUUUUUAGCACUUUUAAAACACCCACCCCGUUCAGAGAACAUUAUUUUUAAAGUCACAGUGCUGUAAGCUUUUCCCGAUAGAGUAUCUAACCAGUAGCCAUGCAACAAGUUUCUAAACAUAAAAAAAUAGUGCUUUCUGCAGGAAGAUAGAAUACUGUCCAUGAUAUCUUUGUUCCUGCCUCUGUUAUCUAUGGGGGCGGGUCAAAGGAAGUAAAAAUAUGUAGUCUCUUAACUCCAGUUUUCUCUCAAAUUCUACAAAUUACAUUCCCUCUGUAAUAAAAGUAUCAUUACUGUAGAAGAUUUCAUACAUAUAUCCAGAAAAAGAAUAUAGAAAAUGUCAAUAAAAAUGACUGAACUCGAAAGUCAAACAAUAAUACGUUCGUACUUGUUAAAAGUAAAAUGUUUACACGUUUUUCAUAACGUGUUCUCAGGAUUACAUAGGCAACUUACAUUAGUGAAACUAAUUAUGAUACUAGCUGUAGUAUUUAUGUCACUUAUAUUCUUAUUGAAUUUGCUAUACACUUCAUGCUCACACAUAAGUAAACAUUUAAAGACUGUAAAUUAUAUCCAUAAUGGAAAUUAUAAACAUAGCAAUCUAAUUAGCAAUAAACUUAUUUUAACUAAUUUGUCCGUGGAAGAAAUGAAAAAUGUUAGGAUUCGAUUAAGUAUCAGGAAAGCUGAAUUAGAACAAUAUUGUAAAAUCAUUGGCAAAACAGACUCAAACUUGGACAAUGUAUUGUCAAACAUGGUUAUCGAUACAACACAUGGAAUAUCAUGGUGUCCUAUAUACAAAGCAGCAAGUUCAACUUGGAUGAAGCAUUUUGCAACACUUGGGGGAGUAUUAACAGAGACAGCUAUGGAAUUGAUUCGGAGAGAUAUUUUACAGAUUAAUACCAUUGUUAGAAAAGCAUUUCCACGCGAUCGAGACAUCAAGAAAGCCUUCCAAAAAUUAAAUAAAACAAAGAAAUUCUUGAUCGUUCGUCACCCGUUUGAACGUCUUGUAUCCGCGUACAGAGAUAAAUUAGAGCACAUAGAAGGAAGAGAUUAUUACUAUAAAAGAUUUGGACGACACAUUGUGCACAAAUAUCAUAAAUACAGACAACCAAAUGAAACCAAAUUAGAACCCACGUUUACAGAAUUUCUUCGUUUCAUAGUAGAGGAAAAAUACUUUGACGAACAUUGGGCACCAUUUGUCAAUACAUGCGAACCUUGUAUAAUUAAGUACAAUUACAUUUUAAAAUUUGAUACGUUUGAUAGAGAUCAACAAUUCCUUAUACAAGAACUAGGUUUAAGCGAAUAUCUAUACGAAAAAAGUGAUUUAAGAAAUAUAAAUCCACGCGGGGUUACAACUAGCGCUUUGGUUAAAGAGUAUAUGCAAAAUGUUCCUAGAUCAUUGCUCGAUGAAAUUAAUAAGGUUUAUGAAACUGAUCUUAAAUUGUUUUCUUAUUUACCUAUAUAAUAUUUAUAAGAUGUUUUCCAUUAGCGAUAAAACUAUAAAUGUGAUAAAUAAUUGCAUUUAAUCCUGAACUUCCGCAAUAAUGAUCUCUAUCAUGGAAUUAAUAUCUUCUGUAUUUCAUAACUAUUUUAAUUGUUCUUACUUGUCCACAAUGGUGUACGACGUAAUACUGCCAUGACAUACAGCUGCAAUAUUAAUUGUGGAGCAGCUCCCAUAAAUGACUCAAACAAAUGCAACAUGCAUAUAUCGCUUUCCUGUCUAUACACCCAAUUUUUAUCCUUCACAAAUUGUUUGCUUCUUAAUGAAUAUAUCGUAGCAUAAAGUAAUAUUAAAUACCUAGAAAUAAAAUUAUUUUCCCUCAAAAGAAACACAAGAACUAAUUGUAAGCCGAUAGGAAAAUUUUUUUAAAUAAUACCUGUGUAAUAUUCCCAAGAACAAAAAGUGUAACAACCAAUGUAUAGCUUUAAUAGAACCGUCGCUGUGAUACCAUCUUAAACUAAACAUUUGAGUAACGCCAGCAGGUAGAAUUGUAAAACUCAAAGCAAAACAUCCCCAA
Colletes gigas is the source of this 2145-nucleotide messenger RNA. RefSeq names its product carbohydrate sulfotransferase 11-like. Gene Ontology annotation, molecular function: sulfotransferase activity. The coding region runs from base 468 to 1592 and encodes 374 amino acids. Lineage: Eukaryota; Metazoa; Arthropoda; Insecta; Hymenoptera; Colletidae. Gene Ontology annotation, cellular component: membrane. The transcript has 4 exons. The record is from RefSeq and is a predicted model, not a curated record. Gene Ontology annotation, biological process: carbohydrate biosynthetic process.